Messenger RNA from Ceratina calcarata, 1601 nucleotides. RefSeq lists its product as uncharacterized. Gene Ontology annotation, molecular function: protein binding. The transcript is spliced from 4 exons. Bases 138 to 1472 code for a protein of 444 amino acids. The record is from RefSeq and is a predicted model, not a curated record. NCBI's taxonomy places the organism in Eukaryota, Metazoa, Arthropoda, Insecta, Hymenoptera, Apidae.
UAGGUGAAACAAUAAUGUGAUAAACGUAGACAGCUGCUCUAUAUUGUCACGAAGCACGAAAAGCACAAAGUAGCAUCGACCAGUGUAUAUCGAAGAAACUUUUUUUAUUAUAUUUUUUAAAUGUUCCUCUAUUUUAAAUGAAUGCGAACAAGCGUCAGAAAGUGCCUAUCAAACCCGACCGGCUCGAGGACACGCGCAAGGAUUUCGAGAAAAGGUUGAUUGAACGCAGAUAUCAUGGGUACGCGUUGGAUACCCUCCCGCCCGAGGUUCUGGAGAUGGUUCUUAGGCUAUUGCCUUUACACGACGUUUCCACGUCCGUGCGAUUGGUAUCCAGACAUUGUUCGACGAUCGCCUCGAUAGUUUUGAACGGCGCGUUUCUCACGGCUGGUGCGAGAAUAGAAGGUCUGAUGAGGCGGAUCGAAGAUACGAUGAAACACGCGAAAGUGGAUCACGAACUGUUGGUUUGUAACAAAGCCUACAACACGGCGGAGGUGAUCAAAGCGCAAUACAAAAUGUUACGCGCGGUCACGUGGAGGUACACACAUCCUCCUGGCAAGCAGGAAAAGUUCCCGAGACUUUGCUUCUACGCGGGCAGUUUGCUCGACAAGCUGAACGAAAUUCUUGCCCGAGCUGCGAAAUACCGUACGUCCAGCAUUCGUGAACUUUGUACCGUGAACGCGGAUGUAACUGCCUUUACGUCCCUGUGCAAGCGAUUCAUGAACUUCUUCGAGAAAGUUUCCGAGCGCAGAGUGAACAAAUCCUCCUUGAUCUCUGGAUGCAAAGUCAUAGAUAUUUUGGACUGCCUGGUGGAAGGCCGGCAAGUAUUGGCUUUCAAAGUAAUGUCGAGCAGACACGGCGAGACGGUUAACAUGAAGCUGAGGUACACGAUAAAAAGAGCGUGGUUUACCUGCUUGGAUGUCACUAAAAACGCCGACGAAGAAUCAUGGAGGGACGAGCAACGCUUCAUGUAUCUCCGGCUUCGGCGUCUGGUGGGCAGCGUGAACGAGCAUUUCUUCGAAAACUUGCAUUACGAGAAGAACCUCCUGUUCCAGAUCCCAUUGACGGAUCCUUUGAGACCUCCACCCGCGUCCACUUAUUCCGGCUACGGCGAAUACGGCGGCAAGUUCUUUUAUUAUGGAAAUAUGAACAAGUACGCGUACGAAAGCAAAUUUACUCACGCGGCGGUUAGUACGAUGGACUUAACGGUUGAAACGGAAGAACAGGUCCAUAAAGCGCCAACCCUCGAUCUAGUGAUCGAUAUCGAAUUGAAGUGCACGCCGGAAUUGGCUCCACUCGAAGUGCGAUCGAUUUUAAGAUCGGACGAGUUUGAGGCUCGCGAGAUGAAAACUUGCAAAUAUCAACAGCUUUUUUUACGAAUGAACGUCACUUGCCCAGCAUCGUUAGCCAACAGAUUAGCCGGUAAUUUCGUAUGGGAACUUCGUUCUCCACGACGCGCGCGUCAAGCAUCGUGAAUCUUUAUUUGUAUACGAUUAGAGGACCGUAAUCACACACAUACAGAUAUAUACACGCACAUUGGAAUUAUACAAUUAUACGUCUUACAUUUUUAACAUAGUGGCUAUAUAUAUAUAUAUAGUGCAUAU